Eruca vesicaria subsp. sativa (arugula) is the source of this 1239-nucleotide messenger RNA. The record is from the annotation of a GenBank genome assembly. NCBI's taxonomy places the organism in Eukaryota, Viridiplantae, Streptophyta, Magnoliopsida, Brassicales, Brassicaceae.
AUGGAGGUUGAACUCAAAGCAAUGCUCGAUGAUCUCAAUGUUCUCGAGAAAUCUCUCUCCGAUUCGGCUCCGAUCCACAAGCUGCGAUCACAUGUUGAAAAUUUAGUGGCUUUGUCUAAGUGUAACCCUCAACGGCGUUCCAAAGUCAAGGAAUUGAGUUCGGAAGUGGUAGAUAGUAAUCCUUACAGUAGGCUUAUGGCACUUCAGCGUAUGGGUAUUGUUGAGAACUAUGAGAGAAUUAGAGAGUUUUCAGUCGCCAUUGUUGGAAUUGGUGGUGUUGGAAGUGUUGCUGCUGAAAUGCUGACCAGAUGUGGUAUAGGUCGUCUUUUGUUGUAUGACUAUGACACUGUUGAACUUGCUAACAUGAACAGACUCUUUUUCCGACCUGAUCAGGUUGGUAUGACAAAGACUGAUGCUGCUGUUCAGACGCUUGCUGAAAUUAACCCUGACGUAGUACUUGAGAGUUUCACAAUGAACAUAACAACAGUGCAAGGCUUUGAAACCUUCACGUCGAGCUUGAAGAACAAGUCUUUUUGUCCCACCAAGGAGGGAAGUGGUGUGGAUCUUGUUUUGAGCUGUGUUGAUAAUUAUGAAGCAAGGAUGGCUGUCAACCAGGCAUGCAAUGAGUUAAGUCAGACUUGGAUGGAGUCAGGUGUUUCUGAAGAUGCCGUUUCAGGUCACAUACAGCUUUUGGUUCCCGGAGAAACUGCUUGUUUUGCUUGUGCACCUCCUUUGGUCGUGGCAUCUGGAAUUGAUGAACGGACACUUAAGCGAGAAGGGGUCUGUGCUGCAUCUCUGCCUACUACUAUGGGAGUCGUUGCGGGGCUUUUGGUUCAAAACUCUCUCAAGUUCUUACUAAACUUUGGUGAAGUUUCUCCAUACUUGGGUUACAAUUCACUGAAGGAUUUUUUCCCAACCAUGCAAAUGAGACCAAACCCACAAUGCUCGAAUGCAGCUUGUUUGGAACGGCAGAAAGAAUAUAUGCUUGCAAAACCAGCAAGAGACGCUGCUGCCAAAGCUAAGAUGGAAGCUGAUGCUGUUGUCGAUGAUGAAAACGAGAAGGAUACCACAAAAGCUUCCUCAAGUUCAGAUACAUUGCCAGAAGGGCUUACUAGGGAGCUUCCAGUGGCAGAUGAGUAUGAGAAGGCAAUAGCUAUAGGUUCUGGGGAGGCAGAGGAGGAGGAAGAGGACGACCUUGAAGAUCUGAAGAAACAGCUCGAAGCUCUUAAUGCUGCUUGA